AUGUAUGCUUGGAAUUACCCAAAUGAGACUGACUUCAUCCUCAUGGGACUGACAGAUUCCAAGGAGAUGGAGCUACCCCUUGCUGUGCUGUUUCUCCUGAUAUACCUGGUCACUGUGCUGGGGAACAUAGGCAUGAUGCUGAUCAUUCGCCUCGAUGCCCAGCUUCACACACCAAUGUAUUUCUUCCUGAGCCACCUGUCAUUCCUUGACCUCAGUUAUUCAACUGCCAUCACACCUAAAACUUUAGAGAACCUGCUGACUUCCACCAAGAUUAUUUCCUUGGCUAGCUGCCUUACUCAGAUGUAUGUUUUUGUCCUCUUAGCUGCUGCUGAGUGUUUCCUUCUUGCGUCAAUGGCCUAUGAUAGGUAUGUAGCUAUCUGCAACCCUCUACAAUACCCAGUUGUCAUGUCCACAAGAGUCUGCAGUGCCCUUGUUACUGCCUCGUAUAUGAUUGGAACUAUAGACUCCACUGUUAAUAUGCUUUUUAUGAGCACCAUCCACUUCUGCAGAUCCAAAGUAAUCCGUCACUUUUUUUGUGACACAUCCCCAAUUUUAGCAAUGUCUUGCAAUGACACACAUAACAUUGAACUUAUGAUAGUCAUCUUUUCUAGCUUCACCUUAAUGGUGUCUCUUAUUACAAUAUCUGCAUCUUAUGUGUCCAUUCUCUGUACUAUUUUGAAGAUCAAUUCCACUUCAGGAAAGCAUAAAGCCUUCUCCACCUGUGCCUCUCAUCUCCUGGGAGUCACUAUCUUUUAUGGGACUUUAAUCUUUACUUAUAUGAAACCAAGUAAGUCCUACUCCCUGGGAAAGGAUCAAGUAGCUUCUGUGUUUUACACCAUUGUGAUCCCUAUGCUGAACCCACUCAUUUAUAGUCUCAGAAACAAAGAAGUGAAAAAUGCUGUCAUUAGAGUUAUCAAGAAGAGGGAAAACUCAAGGCAGAUAAUUUCACACUGGCGCUAA
Microtus oregoni (creeping vole) is the source of this 960-nucleotide messenger RNA. Its product is annotated as olfactory receptor 8H1-like. Gene Ontology annotation, cellular component: membrane. Lineage: Eukaryota; Metazoa; Chordata; Mammalia; Rodentia; Cricetidae. The record is from RefSeq and is a predicted model, not a curated record. The coding region runs from base 1 to 960 and encodes 319 amino acids. The transcript has a single exon. Gene Ontology annotation, molecular function: G protein-coupled receptor activity; olfactory receptor activity; odorant binding. Gene Ontology annotation, biological process: sensory perception of smell; G protein-coupled receptor signaling pathway.